Corythoichthys intestinalis (scribbled pipefish) is the source of this 6660-nucleotide messenger RNA. RefSeq lists its product as uncharacterized. Lineage: Eukaryota; Metazoa; Chordata; Actinopteri; Syngnathiformes; Syngnathidae. Gene Ontology annotation, biological process: signal transduction. The record is from RefSeq and is a predicted model, not a curated record. Bases 1 to 6660 code for a protein of 2219 amino acids. The transcript has 3 exons. Gene Ontology annotation, molecular function: receptor ligand activity.
AUGAGGGAUCUUCGGGCGUUGGGGGGUCUUCGGGCGUUGGUGGGUCUACGGGGGAUGAGGGAUCUUCGGGCGUUGGGGGGUCUACGGGGGAUGAGGGAUCUUCGGGCGUUGGAGGGCGUUGGUGGGUCUUCGGGCGUUGGUGGGUCUACGGGGGAUGAGGGAUCUUCGGGCGUUGGGGGGUCUACGGGGGAUGAGGGAUCUUCGGGCGUUGGGGGGUCUACGGGGGAUGAGGGAUCUUCGGGCGUUGGUGGGUCUACGGGGGAUGAGGGAUCUUCGGGCGUUGGGGGGUCUACGGGGGAUGAGGGAUCUUCGGGCGUUGGGGGGUCUACGGGGGAUGAGGGAUCUUCAGGCGUUGGGGGUUCUUCGGGCGUUGGUGGGUCUUCGGGCGUUGGUGGGUCUACGGGGGAUGAGGGAUCUUCGGGCGUUGGGGGGUCUACGGGGGAUGAGGGAUCUUCGGGCGUUGGGGGGUCUACGGGGGAUGAGGGAUCUUCGGGCGUUGGGGGGUCUUCGGGCGUUGGUGGGUCUACGGGGGAUGAGGGGUCUUCGGGCGCUGGUGGGUCUUCGGGCGUUGGUGGGUCUACGGGGGAUGAGGGAUCUUCGGGCGUUGGUGGGUCUACAGGGGAUGAGGGGUCUUCGGGCGUCGGUGGGUCUACGGGGGAUGAGGGAUCUUCGGGCGUUGGGGGGUCUUCGGGCGCUGGUGGGUCUUCGGGCGUUGGUGGGUCUACGGGGGAUGAGGGAUCUUCGGGCGUUGGUGGGUCUACAGGGGAUGAGGGGUCUUCGGGCGUCGGGGGGUCUUCGGGCGUUGGUGGGUCUUCGGGCGUUGGGGGGUCUUCGGGCGUAGGUGGGUCUUCGGGCGUUGGUGGGUCUUCGGGCGUUGGUGGGUCUUCGGGCGUAGGUGGGUCUUCGGGCGUUGGUGGGUCUUCAGGCGUUGGUGGGUCUACGGGGGAUGAGGGAUCUUCGGGCGUUGGGGGGUCUUCGGGCGUUGGUGGGUCUUCGGGCGUUGGUGGGUCUACGGGGGAUGAGGGAUCUUCGGGCGUUGGGGGGUCUUCGGGGGUAGGUGGUUCUUCGGGCGUUGGUGGGUCUUCGGGCGUUGGUGGGUCUACGGGGGAUGAGGGAUCUUCAGGCGUUGGGGGGUCUUCGGGCGUUGGCGGGUCUUCGGGCGUUGGUGGGUCUACGGGGGAUGAGGGAUCUUCGGGCGUUGGGGGGUCUUCGGGCGUUGGUGGGUCUACGGGGGAUGAGGGAUCUUCGGGCGUUGGGGGGUCUACGGGGGAUGAGGGAUCUUCGGGCGCUGGAGGGUCUUCGGGCGUUGGUGGGUCUUCUGGCGUUGGUGGGUCUUCGGGCGUUGGUGGGUCUACGGGGGAUGAGGGAUCUUCGGGCGUUGGGGGGUCUACGGGGGAUGAGGGGUCUUCGGGCGGUGGUGGGUCUUCGGGUGUUGGUGGGUCUACGGGGGAUGAGGGAUCUUCGGGCGUUGGGGGGUCUUCGGGGGUAGGUGGGUCUUCGGGCGUUGGUGGGUCUUCGGGCGUUGGUGGGUCUACGGGGGAUGAGGGAUCUUCGGGCGUUGGGGGGUCUUCGGGCGUUGGUGGGUCUAUGGGGGAUGAGGGAUCUUCGGGCGUUGGGGGGUCUACGGGGGAUGAGGGAUCUUCGGGCGUUGGGGGGUCUUCGGGCGUUGGUGGGUCUACGGGGGAUGAGGGAUCUUCGGGCGUUGGUGGGUCUACGGGGGAUGAGGGAUCUUCGGGCGCUGGGGGGUCUUCGGGCGUUGGUGGGUCUUCGGGCGUUGGGGGGUCUUCGGCCGUUGGUGGGUCUACGGGGGAUGAGGGAUCUUCGGGCGUUGGUGGGUCUUCGGGCGUUGGUGGGUCUACGGGGGAUGAGGGAUCUUCGGGCGUUGGGGGGUCUUCGGGCAUUGGUGGGUCUACGGGGGAUGAGGGCUCUUCGGGCGUUGGGGGGUCUUCGGGCGUUGGUGGGUCUUCGGGCGUUGGUGGGUCUACGGGGGAUGAGGGAUCUUCGGGCGUUGGGGGGUCUACGGGCGUUGGUGGGUCUACGGGGGAUGAGGGAUCUUCGGGCGUUGGGGGGUCUUCGGGCAUUGGUGGGUCUACGGGGGAUGAGGGAUCUUCGGGCGUUGGGGGGUCUUCGGGCGUUGGUGGGUCUUCGGGCGUUGGUGGGUCUACGGGGGAUGAGGGAUCUUCGGGCGUUGGGGGGUCUACGGGGGAUGAGGGAUCUUCGGGCGUUGGGGGGUCUUCGGGCGUUGGUGGGUCUACGGGGGAUGAGGGAUCUUCGGGCGUUGUGGGGUCUACGGGGGAUGAGGGAUCUUCGGGCGCUGGGGGGUCUUCGGGCGUUGGUGGGUCUUCGGGUGUUGGUGGGUCUACGGGGGAUGAGGGAUCUUCGGGCGUUGGGGGGUCUUCGGGGGUAGGUGGGUCUUCGGGCGUUGGUGGGUCUAUGGGGGAUGAGGGAUCUUCGGGCGUUGGGGGGUCUUCAGGCGUUGGUGGGUCUUCGGGCGUUGGUGGGUCUACGGGGGAUGAGGGAUCUUCGGGUGUUGGGGGGUCUACGGGGGAUGAGGGAUCUUCGGGCGUUGGGGGGUCUAUGGGGGAUGAGGGAUCUUCGGGCGUUGGGGGGUCUUCGGGCGUUGGUGGGUCUACGGGGGAUGAGGGAUCUUCGGGCGUUGGGGGGUCUACGGGGGAUGAGGGAUCUUCGGGCGCUGGGGGGUCUUCGGGCGUUGGUGGGUCUACGGGGGAUGAGGGAUCUUCGGGCGUUGGGGGGUCUUCGGGGGUAGGUGGGUCUUCGGGCGUUGGUGGGUCUACGGGGGAUGAGGGAUCUUCGGGCGUUGGGGGGUCUUCAGGCGUUGGUGGGUCUUCGGGCGUUGGUGGGUCUACGGGGGAUGAGGGAUCUUCGGGCGUUGGGGGGUCUACGGGGGAUGAGGGAUCUUCGGGCGUUGGGGGGUCUACGGGGGAUGAGGGAUCUUCGGGCGUUGGGGGGUCUACGGGGGAUGAGGGAUCUUCGGGCGUUGGGGGUUCUUCGGGCGUUGGUGGGUCUUCGGGCGUUGGUGGGUCUACGGGGGAUGAGGGAUCUUCGGGCGUUGGGGGGUCUACGGGGGAUGAGGGAUCUUCGGGCGUUGGGGGGUCUACGGGGGAUGAGGGAUCUUCGGGCGUUGGGGCGUCUUCGGGCGUUGGUGGGUCUACGGGGGAUGAGGGAUCUUCGGGCGUUGGGGGGUCUUCGGGCGCUGGUGGGUCUUCGGGCGUUGGGGGGUCUUCGGGCGUAGGUGGGUCUUCGGGCGUUGGGGGGUCUUCAGGCGUUGGUGGGUCUACGGGGGAUGAGGGAUCUUCGGGCGUUGGGGGGUCUUCGGGCGUUGGUGGGUCUUCGGGCGUUGGUGGGUCUACGGGGGAUGAGGGAUCUUCGGGCGUUGGGGGGUCUUCGGGCGUUGGUGGGUCUUCGGGCGUUGGUGGGUCUACGGGGGAUGAGGGAUCUUCGGGCGUUGGAGGGUCUUCAGGGGUAGGUGGGUCUUCGGGCGUUGGUGGGUCUUCGGGCGUUGGUGGGUCUACGGGGGAUGAGGGAUCUUCGGGCGUUGGGGGGUCUACGGGGGAUGAGGGAUCUUCGGGCGUUGGGGGGUCUUCGGGCGUUGGUGGGUCUUCGGGCGUUGGUGGGUCUUCGGGCGUUGGUGGGUCUACGGGGGAUGAGGGAUCUUCGGGCGUUGGGGGGUCUUCGGGCGUUGGUGGGUCUUCGGGCGUUGGUGGGUCUACGGGGGAUGAGGGAUCUUCGGGCGUUGGAGGGUCUUCAGGGGUAGGUGGGUCUUCGGGCGUUGGUGGGUCUUCGGGCGUUGGUGGGUCUACGGGGGAUGAGGGAUCUUCGGGCGUUGGGGGGUCUACGGGGGAUGAGGGAUCUUCGGGCGUUGGGGGGUCUUCGGGCGUUGGUGGGUCUUCGGGCGUUGGUGGGUCUACGGGGGAUGAGGGAUCUUCGGGCGUUGGAGGGUCUUCGGGGGUAGGUGGGUCUUCGGGCGUUGGUGGGUCUUCGGGCGUUGGGGGGUCUUCGGGCGUUGGUGGGUCUACUGGGGAUGAGGGAUCUUCGGGCGUUGGGGGGUCUACGGGGGAUGAGGGAUCUUCGGGCAGUGGGGGGUCUUCGGGCGUUGGGGGGUCUUCGGGUGUAGGUGGGUCUUCGGGCGUUGGUGGGUCUACGGGGGAUGAGGGAUCUUCGGGCGUUGGGGGGUCUUCGGGCGUUGGUGGGUCUUCGGCCGUUGGUGGGUCUACGGGGGAUGAGGGAUCUUCGGGCGUUGGGGGGUCUACGGGGGAUGAGGGAUCUUCGGGCGUUGGUGGGUCUACGGGGGAUGAGGAAUCUUCGGGCGUUGGGGGGUCUACGGGGGAUGAGGGAUCUUCGGGCGUUGGGGGGUCUACGGGGGAUGAGGGAUCUUCGGGCGUUGGGGGGUCUACGGGGGAUGAGGGAUCUUCGGGCGUUGGGGGUUCUUCGGGCGUUGGUGGGUCUUCGGGCGUUGGUGGGUCUACGGGGGAUGAGGGAUCUUCGGGUGUUGGGGGGUCUACGGGGGAUGAGGGAUCUUCGGGCGUUGGGGGGUCUAUGGGGGAUGAGGGAUCUUCGGGCGUUGGGGGGUCUUCGGGCGUUGGUGGGUCUACGGGGGAUGAGGGAUCUUCGGGCGUUGGGGGGUCUACGGGGGAUGAGGGAUCUUCGGGCGCUGGGGGGUCUUCGGGCGUUGGUGGGUCUACGGGGGAUGAGGGAUCUUCGGGCGUUGGGGGGUCUUCGGGGGUAGGUGGGUCUUCGGGCGUUGGUGGGUCUACGGGGGAUGAGGGAUCUUCGGGCGUUGGGGGGUCUUCAGGCGUUGGUGGGUCUUCGGGCGUUGGUGGGUCUACGGGGGAUGAGGGAUCUUCGGGCGUUGGGGGGUCUACGGGGGAUGAGGGAUCUUCGGGCGUUGGGGGGUCUACGGGGGAUGAGGGAUCUUCGGGCGUUGGGGGGUCUACGGGGGAUGAGGGAUCUUCGGGCGUUGGGGGUUCUUCGGGCGUUGGUGGGUCUUCGGGCGUUGGUGGGUCUACGGGGGAUGAGGGAUCUUCGGGCGUUGGGGGGUCUACGGGGGAUGAGGGAUCUUCGGGCGUUGGGGGGUCUACGGGGGAUGAGGGAUCUUCGGGCGUUGGGGCGUCUUCGGGCGUUGGUGGGUCUACGGGGGAUGAGGGAUCUUCGGGCGUUGGGGGGUCUUCGGGCGCUGGUGGGUCUUCGGGCGUUGGGGGGUCUUCGGGCGUAGGUGGGUCUUCGGGCGUUGGGGGGUCUUCAGGCGUUGGUGGGUCUACGGGGGAUGAGGGAUCUUCGGGCGUUGGGGGGUCUUCGGGCGUUGGUGGGUCUUCGGGCGUUGGUGGGUCUACGGGGGAUGAGGGAUCUUCGGGCGUUGGGGGGUCUUCGGGCGUUGGUGGGUCUUCGGGCGUUGGUGGGUCUACGGGGGAUGAGGGAUCUUCGGGCGUUGGAGGGUCUUCAGGGGUAGGUGGGUCUUCGGGCGUUGGUGGGUCUUCGGGCGUUGGUGGGUCUACGGGGGAUGAGGGAUCUUCGGGCGUUGGGGGGUCUACGGGGGAUGAGGGAUCUUCGGGCGUUGGGGGGUCUUCGGGCGUUGGUGGGUCUUCGGGCGUUGGUGGGUCUUCGGGCGUUGGUGGGUCUACGGGGGAUGAGGGAUCUUCGGGCGUUGGGGGGUCUUCGGGCGUUGGUGGGUCUUCGGGCGUUGGUGGGUCUACGGGGGAUGAGGGAUCUUCGGGCGUUGGAGGGUCUUCAGGGGUAGGUGGGUCUUCGGGCGUUGGUGGGUCUUCGGGCGUUGGUGGGUCUACGGGGGAUGAGGGAUCUUCGGGCGUUGGGGGGUCUACGGGGGAUGAGGGAUCUUCGGGCGUUGGGGGGUCUUCGGGCGUUGGUGGGUCUUCGGGCGUUGGUGGGUCUACGGGGGAUGAGGGAUCUUCGGGCGUUGGAGGGUCUUCGGGGGUAGGUGGGUCUUCGGGCGUUGGUGGGUCUUCGGGCGUUGGGGGGUCUUCGGGCGUUGGUGGGUCUACUGGGGAUGAGGGAUCUUCGGGCGUUGGGGGGUCUACGGGGGAUGAGGGAUCUUCGGGCAGUGGGGGGUCUUCGGGCGUUGGGGGGUCUUCGGGUGUAGGUGGGUCUUCGGGCGUUGGUGGGUCUACGGGGGAUGAGGGAUCUUCGGGCGUUGGGGGGUCUUCGGGCGUUGGUGGGUCUUCGGCCGUUGGUGGGUCUACGGGGGAUGAGGGAUCUUCGGGCGUUGGGGGGUCUACGGGGGAUGAGGGAUCUUCGGGCGUUGGUGGGUCUACGGGGGAUGAGGAAUCUUCGGGCGUUGGGGGGUCUACGGGGGAUGAGGGAUCUUCGGGCGUUGGGGGGUCUACGGGGGAUGAGGGAUCUUCGGGCGUUGGGGGGUCUACGGGGGAUGAGGGAUCUUCGGGCGUUGGGGGUUCUUCGGGCGUUGGUGGGUCUUCGGGCGUUGGUGGGUCUACGGGGGAUGAGGGAUCUUCGGGCGUUGGGGGGUCUACGGGGGAUGAGGGAUCUUCGGGCGUUGGGGGGUCUACGGGGGAUGAGGGAUCUUCGGGCGUUGGUGGGUCUUCGGGGGAUGAGGGAUCUUCGGGCGUUGGGGGGUGGGUCUUCGGGCGUUGGGGGGUCUUCAGGCGUUGGUGGGUCUACGGGGGAUGA